GAGCUGUCUAUUCAGCGCUGGUUCUGAAAUCCCAACAAAGAUGGCUGAGAGGGAAACCAGAAGACCAUUUUAACACGCGGACACCUCUUCUUUAUCUUUUAAACAUCGACGGGAGGACCGUCAAGCAAAGUGCGAAGAAAUUCCCACUCAUGUGUUGCGUCGCGACGCACGUCGGGCCGCGGUGGUGGUGGCGGUGGUGCUGCUGCUGUUAAGCGGACGUGUCACAUCUUCCUCGCCGCUUCGAGAGCGGCGUUUGACGGUCACUGGGAAAGUAGCAAAGACGCCGGGAGUUGACGCAAUAAAAGCCCUCUCGAGAGAUGUCCUUGCUGUGUGUUGGAGUGAAAAAAGCCAAGCUCGAUGGACCCCAAGAAAAAUUCAACACUUACGUGACCCUGAAGGUGCAGAAUGUCAAGAGCACCACCAUCGCCGUGCGCGGCAGUCAGCCGUGCUGGGAGCAGGACUUUAUGUUUGAGAUAAACCGGCUGGACCUGGGCCUGGCAGUAGAGGUGUGGAAUAAAGGCUUAAUCUGGGACACCAUGGUGGGCACUUUAUGGAUUCCACUGAGUAGCAUCCGGCAAUCCAAUGAGGAUGGUCCGGGUCAAUGGCUCACGUUGGAUUCCAACGUGAUCAUGUCUGAAAAUGAAAUCUGCGGCACCAAAGAUCCGACCUUUCACAGGUUGCUGCUGGACACACGAUUCGAACUGCCACUAGACAUUCCAGAAGAAGAAGCACAAUACUGGGCCAAGAAGCUCGAGCAACUCAAUGCCAUGAGAGACCGAGAUUAUGCCAACCAAGAGGAGCAAGAGAGGCCUCUCCAAGCACCGUCCACGCAGUGCUGUAAUUGGAGUCUGUGGGGAGAUCAGCAAAAUGACGACCCGGAUAGCGCCGUGGACGACAGGGACAGCGACUACCGCAGCGAGACCAGUAACAGCAUCCCGCCUCCCUUUUACACCACCUCUCAACCCAACGCCUCCAUGCAUCAGUAUCCCAUCAGGCAGCAGCACUACAGACAGUAUGAUGACAACAUCCAUGACAUGGACUAUGACCACGGGGACAUGAGACCCUAUGAUAGUUUAGACUUGGCCACCAACGGGUGCAGCGAUAUCGACUCAGGCUCAGGGUCGAGCCGGCGUACCAGUCGUCAGUAUUCUCUAGACAGUAGGCUGUCCGAUAGUCCAACAGACAGCCGCUAUGCCUCAUCGGGCGAACUGAGCCGAGGCAGUUCCCAACUCAGCGAGGAGUUCAUUCCCGAGGACGGCGAGAGCUUACGAGGCUCCGAGUUCUACGACGAAAACGACUCGUACCAUUCCUGCCACUCGUCUAUCAGUUACGGCAAGGAGGACUUCCCGGGAUGGGACGGGGAUGACCAGCAGGGCGUCUACAGCGACGAGGGGAGCUACGUUAAAGACGGCGGUGAAGACGGACCGCUCUAUGGCGACGAGGAGGGCGAGAUGUACGAGGAGCGAGAGGGGUACAACUAUGAAGAUGAGGAGGAGAUGCCGUACGAGGAAGAUAUAUACCCCAUGGACGGGGUUGUCACUGAGGAGCAGGAGCCGUCCUACACACCCACGAGCACCGCUGCCAGUCUCGCUCCUCCAUCUGACGCCGUGUCCUCCAGCAGGCCUCCACUAGAAAAGCAAACAUCUUUACAUCAGCAGCAACCUCCUGAACAACUGCAACCUUCAAGCACCGCCCCGGUCCUGCCUCCUCUCAAACCAGAUGACACUUCAGCCCCUUUCACGUCCGACUUCACCGACGUUCCCUUUGAACCUGGCCAGCAAGACUUCUUCACCACCACCACCACUACCAUCAAUAGCACCACCACCACCACCACCACUAUAUCACAUCUUCCAGAAUCAGAUACCAAGUUCCAGGAACCUGAGCCAACACCCGAGGUGCCUCUUGAGGAGCUGCCGUCACCACCGGAACAACUUCCAGAUGAGGAGACCAUCCCCCCGCCCCCUGAGGAGAAAACAGAGGAGCCUCCUGUCCCCAGCUUCCCAAAAAGGGAACUCAUGGAACCGGGUCCUGCCAGAGCCAAAGCCAACUGGCUCCGAUUGUUCAGUAGAGUCCGACUGCAGUUACAAGAGGCCCGAGGCGAGAGCGUCGGCAUCGCCUCUCUGCUGUUAUCAGCGGGGAUGGGCGGUGCUCUUUAUAGUAUCGACAGCAUGCCAGACCUCAGGAAGAGGAAAGCGAUGCCUCUGGUCAGAGAUCUGGCUAUGUCAUUGGUCCAGAACUCCAGGAAGGCCGGUAUCACCUCAGCCUUGACAUCCAGCACCUUACAUAAUGAAGAGCUGAAGAGUCACGUCUACAAGAAGACCCUGCAAGCUCUCAUCUAUCCCAUCUCCUGUACCACCCCACACAAUUUCGAGGUGUGGACCGCCACCACGCCCACUUACUGCUACGAGUGUGAGGGUCUGCUUUGGGGUAUAGCUCGCCAGGGCAUGCGCUGCACUGAGUGCGGCGUCAAAUGUCACGAGAAGUGCCAAGAUCUGCUCAACGCCGACUGUCUGCAAAGAGCGGCCGAGAAGAGCUCAAAACACGGCGCAGAGGACCGCACUCAAAACAUUAUCAUGGUCCUCAAAGACCGCAUGAAAAUCCGCGAGAGGAACAAACCAGAGAUUUUCGAACUCAUCCAAGAGGUCUUCACCGUCCCCAAGGCCACGCACGGUACCCAGAUGAAGCAGAUCAAACAAAGCGUGCUUGACGGUACAUCCAAAUGGUCGGCCAAGAUCUGCAUCACGGUCUUAUGUGCGCAAGGUUUACAAGCAAAGGAUAAAACCGGCUCCAGCGAUCCCUAUGUCACAGUCCAGGUAGGAAAAACCAAAAAGAGGACCAAAACCAUCUACGGCAACCUCAAUCCUGUCUGGGAGGAGACCUUCAAUUUUGAAUGCCACAACUCCUCCGACCGCAUCAAGGUGCGAGUUUGGGACGAGGACGACGACAUCAAAUCCCGCGUGAAGCAGAAGUUCAAACGAGAGUCGGACGACUUCCUCGGGCAAACCAUCAUCGAGGUCCGCACUCUGAGCGGAGAGAUGGACGUGUGGUACAACCUGGACAAGCGCACGGACAAAUCGGCCGUGUCCGGGGCGAUCCGCAUGCACAUCAAUGUGGAGAUUAAGGGCGAGGAGACGGUCGCUCCUUAUCACGUUCAGUACACCUGUUUGCAUGAAAACCUUUUCCACUUCGUGACAGACAUCCAAAACACGGGUGUGGUGAAGAUCCCCGACGCCAAAGGAGAUGACGCGUGGAAAGUUUACUUUGAGGAGACGCCUCAGGAGAUAGUGGAUGAGUUUGCCAUGCGUUACGGAGUGGAGUCCAUCUACCAAGCCAUGACUCACUUUGCCUGCUUAUCAUCAAAGUACAUGUGCCCGGGCGUGCCUGCGGUGAUGAGCACCCUGCUGGCCAACAUCAAUGCCUACUACGCUCACACCACCCAGGCUGCUAACAACGUCUCUGCCUCAGACCGCUUUGCCGCGUCCAACUUUGGGAAAGAACGAUUCGUCAAACUUCUGGAUCAGCUUCACAAUUCCUUGAGGAUCGACCUGUCCAUGUACCGAAACAACUUCCCAGCGAGCAGUCCCGAGAGGCUGCAGGAUCUCAAGUCCACGGUGGACCUCCUCACCAGUAUCACCUUCUUCAGGAUGAAGGUCCAAGAGCUUCAGUCUCCACCCAGAGCGAGCCAGGUGGUAAAAGACUGCGUCAAAGCCUGUCUCAACUCCACUUACGAAUACAUCUUCAACAACUGCCAUGAGCUCUACAGCCGCGAGUACCAGACAGACCCGGCUAAGCAGGGUGCAGUACCUCCAGAGGAACAAGGACCUAGCAUCAAGAACCUCGACUUCUGGUCCAAACUCAUCACCCUCAUUGUCUCCAUCAUCGAGGAAGACAAGAAUUCCUACACACCCUGCCUCAACCAAUUCCCUCAGGAGCUCAAUGUGGGUAAAAUCAGCGCUGAAGUGAUGUGGAACCUGUUUGCUCAGGACAUGAAAUAUGCAAUGGAGGAACACGAGAAAAACCGCUUGUGCAAGAGUGCCGAUUACAUGAACCUGCACUUCAAGGUCAAGUGGCUUUACAACGAAUAUUGCAAAGACUUGCCUUUCUUCAAGAGCAGAGUUCCUGAGUAUCCUGCGUGGUUUGAGCCUUUUGUGAUCCAGUGGCUGGAUGAAAACGAGGAAGUUUCUCGCGACUUCCAACACGGCGCUUUGGAGAGAGACAAGAAAGAUGGGUUCCAGGUCACAUCAGAGCAUGCGUUGUUCUCCUGUUCUGUCGUGGACGUAUUUUCCCAGCUCAACCAGAGUUUUGAGAUCAUCAGGAAAUUAGAGUGUCCGGAUCCGCAAAUCGUUGGACAUUACAUGAAACGAUUUGCGAAGACGAUCAGCAAUGUACUUUUGUCAUACGCUGAAGUCAUCUCGAAAUUGUUUGCCAACUACGUCACUAUGGAGAAAGUGCCCUGCAUCCUUAUCAACAACAUCCAACAGUUGAGAGUGCAACUGGAGAAGAUGUUUGAGGCCAUGGGUGGAAAAGAUCUUUGUAUCGAGGCCAGCGACAUCCUGAAGGACUUGCAAGUUAAACUCAACAAUGUCAUGGAUGACCUCAGUCGAGUCUUCUCCGUCAGUUUCCAGCCUCACAUUGAGGAGAACGUGAAGCAGAUGGGCGACAUCUUGGCGCAGGUAAAAGGAACGUCAAAUGUCGGCAAUGCCAGCAGCGUGGCCCAAGAUGCCGACAACGUCCUGCAACCCAUCAUGGAGUUCCUGGACAGCAACCUGACUCUGUUUGCCAAAAUCUGCGAGAAGACGGUGUUGAAGCGCGUGCUGAAGGAACUGUGGAAGCUGGUGAUGAACACCAUGGAGAAGACGAUUGUUCUGCCGCCGCUCACCGAUCAAACGGGGAGGCUGAAGAACGCUUCUCACAGCGACGGUACUCAGCUCAUCUUUAACGCUGCCAAGGAGCUGGGUCAACUGUCCAAGCUGAAGGAACACAUGGUUCGCGAAGAAGCCAAAGCUCUCACGCCCAAGCAGUGUGCAGUCAUAGAACUGGCCCUGGACACCAUCAAGCAAUAUUUCCACGCCGGCGGCGUCGGUCUAAAGAAGACGUUCCUGGAGAAGAGCCCUGACCUUCUGUCGCUUCACUACGCCCUGUCCCUCUACACGCAGGCCACAGACAAACUCAUUAAGACCUUUGUCCAGUCACAGAACGCACAAGGCUCCGGUGUGGACGACGCCGUGGGGGAAGUGUCCAUCCACGUGGAGAUUUUCACUCAUCCCAACACUGGCGAGCACAAAGUCACUGUGAAAGUGGUGGCCGCUAACGACUUGAGGUGGCAGACGCAGGGAAUAUUCCGUCCGUUUGUGGAGGUGUUCAUCAUCGGCCCGCACCUCAGCGACAAGAAGCGCAAGUACGCCACCAAGUCCAAGAACAACAGCUGGGCGCCCAAAUACAACGAGACUUUCACUUUCACUCUGAGCAGCGAGGUGGGCCCCGAGUGCUACGAGCUGCAAGUGUGCGUCAAGGACUACUGCUUUGCCCGCGAGGACCGCACGGUGGGCAUGGCCGUGCUGCAGCUGAAGGACAUGGCCUCCAAGGGGAGCGUGGCCUGCUGGCUGCCCCUGGGCAAGCGCAUCCACAUGGACGAGACGGGCCUGACCGUGCUGCGCAUCCUGUCGCAGCGCAACAACGACGACGUGGCCAAGGAGUUCGUCAAGCUCAAGUCGGAUCAGCGCUCGGCCGAGGAAGGCCGCGGCUAACCGCCCCCCAACCCGGAUCGUGUUUGGUGAUGUAUAUACGUUCAUUCCGAUGGGGGCGUGUUUAUCAUUAUGGAUCACAUCAGCCAUCUUUGUGGUCAAAUUAAAUCGCAAAGUUUGCGUGUCAAAAAAGUUCCAGGACUAGUGUCGAAAAGUAGAUACGGAGGUACAAUUUGAAAUCAAAUGGGGGAGUAAAUCAAAGGCAUAUAUUCUUUAUCCCCUGUGAGAAUAGACAUUGAACUAAGUCAAACCUUAUGUCAAGACACCUAGUCACGGCCAUUUUGAUGUUGUCCACGUCUUCAAAAUGGGUUCCCUCGAUGACCCAGUUGAGCAUGGCCAGGAGAGGGAAAAAAAAAAAAGCACACGGGAG
Syngnathus typhle (broad-nosed pipefish) is the source of this 6114-nucleotide messenger RNA. It is a transcript of the gene unc13a, whose product is annotated as unc-13 homolog A (C. elegans). NCBI's taxonomy places the organism in Eukaryota, Metazoa, Chordata, Actinopteri, Syngnathiformes, Syngnathidae. Gene Ontology annotation, cellular component: neuromuscular junction; presynaptic membrane; presynaptic active zone cytoplasmic component. The record is from RefSeq and is a predicted model, not a curated record. Gene Ontology annotation, molecular function: diacylglycerol binding; phospholipid binding; calmodulin binding. The transcript has 43 exons. Gene Ontology annotation, biological process: neuromuscular junction development; synaptic transmission, glutamatergic; presynaptic dense core vesicle exocytosis. Bases 318 to 5747 code for a protein of 1809 amino acids.